Molecule: messenger RNA, 8166 nt
Organism: Myiozetetes cayanensis
Lineage: Eukaryota; Metazoa; Chordata; Aves; Passeriformes; Tyrannidae
Gene: SLITRK6
Product: SLIT and NTRK like family member 6
Exons: 2
Coding region: 556-3078 (840 amino acids)
Biological process (GO): positive regulation of synapse assembly; regulation of presynapse assembly; axonogenesis
Cellular component (GO): membrane
Molecular function (GO): protein binding
Source: RefSeq, a predicted model, not a curated record
GUGGGGAAGGGCUUAAAGGCUGAGUCAAAAGCCAAGAAGUCUCUUUAUUUACGCCUACCUCCCAGCCCCUGGCAAUCUGACUAAUAACAAACUGAGCUAACAGGAAAGACUAGAAAGAACAGAGAGAACACAGGAGCAGCUUGCAUCUAAAAAUCUGACAAACCAAGUGAUCAAGUCAAGCUCUGCUGAGCAUCUUGUUUAUUUACUGCAUCCAAAUGCUUGCAAACAGUUAACUAUAUGCAGAAAAGUCAGCCUAGCUGUGAAGUAUGCUGUGAAUUUUAAUUGAGGAAAAAGGACAACUGCUUACAGGAUGGUCUGAUGUGCACGGCUGCCUGGAAGAUUUUUUUCAAUUGAAUGCUUUGUACUUUGUCUUCUGAACAAGGAUUUUAACUUUAUGGAGCUGUAGCAUUACUAGAGCUUGCAGCAAAGUGAAACUCGGAAGAAAGUGUGCAUUUUUCACUGGGAAAAUUUACAUUUCAUUGAAGCAGCUGCUCCAACAGUGCAUUGCUGAGUGUUUCAGGGAGUGUUACUGCUGUACAGAAUCUACUGGACAAGAUGAAGCUUUGGACUUUUAUUCUAUACUCAGUUGUGGUUGCAUCUGAUCCUUUCCAGUCACAGCCCUCUUUUUCUUCAGCCAGAGGAUCUUGUCAGAGUCUGUGUUCCUGUGAAGAAAAGGAUGAUACCAUUAUAAUAAACUGUGACGAAAGAGGCAUCAAGAUGGUUUCAGAAAUAAAUGUCCCACCAUCACGGCCUUUCCAUCUUAAUUUGUUAAACAAUGGCCUGAGUAUGUUACACAUGAAUGAAUUUGCUGGCCUUGUUAAUGCUAUCUCUCUACAUCUUGGUUUUAACAAUAUUGCAGAUAUUGAGCCUGGGGCUUUCAAUGGUCUCAGCCUUCUAAAACAACUUCAUAUCAAUCACAAUUCUUUAGAAACACUUAAAGAAGAUACGUUUAAUGGAUUGGAAAAUUUGGAGUUUCUUCAAGCAGACAACAAUUUCAUCACAGUGAUUGAAGCAAGUGCCUUUAGCAAGCUCAACAGGCUUAAAGUGCUUAUUUUGAAUGAUAAUGCCAUUGAGUAUCUUCCUCCAAACAUAUUUCGUUUUGUACCAUUGACCCAUUUAGAUCUGCGUGGAAACCAGUUACAGACACUGCCCUAUGUUGGCUUUUUGGAACACAUUGGUAGAAUACUUGACCUUCAGCUGGAAGACAAUAAAUGGGUCUGUAACUGCGAUUUGUUGCAGCUCAAGAUAUGGCUAGAAAACAUGCCUCCUCAGUCAAUAAUAGGUGAUGUUGUAUGCAAUAGUCCUUCAGUUAUUAAAGGCAGCAUCUUAAGCCGGUUGAAAAAAGAAUCACUUUGUCCCACUCAUCCUGUCAAUGAACUUGAAGAUCCUUCAGGGUCACUACCCCUGGUUGUGACCACCUCUAUCAGUGAUAGUCACCUAUCGACUAAGGUGAUUCCUCUUCUGAAAGCUCCUACUAAAGAACCAAGUUUAGUGCUUCACACUUCAAAGCCUACUACGUUUCCAGGAAUCUCUUGCCCCGUCCCCUGUCACUGCACCAGCCAUAUGCUCUCAGGAGUUCUUAUGCACUGCCAGGAGCGAAAUAUUGAAAGUCUGUCUGACUUAGGACCACCUCCUCCAAAUCCUAAAAAGCUUAUUCUGGCUGGAAACAUUAUUCAGACAUUACUGAAAUCAGAUCUGGUGGACUACGCCAGCCUGGAAAUGCUUCACCUGGGGAAUAAUCGCAUUGAAAUCCUUGAGGAAGGUUCCUUUAUGAAUCUGACUAGACUACAGAAAUUAUAUCUCAAUGGUAAUCAUCUUACCAAGUUAAGUCAGAAUCUCUUCCUUGGCCUUCAGCACCUUGAGUACUUGUACCUUGAAUAUAACGCCAUCAAAGAAGUUUUGCCAGGGACAUUUAAUGCAAUGCCAAAACUGAAAGUCCUCUACUUAAAUAACAACCUUCUGCAGGCUUUGCCACCCCAUAUCUUUUCAGGUAUUCCCCUCACAAGAUUAAAUCUGAAAACAAACCAAUUUGCUCAUUUGCCAGUGAGCAAUGUCUUGGAUGAGCUGGAUAUGCUGGUACAAAUUGAACUUGAAGACAACCCUUGGGACUGCACCUGUGAUUCAGUUGGGUUGCAAAAAUGGAUACAAAAACUGAGUAAGAAUACCAUGAUGGGUAGUAUUUUUUGUAAAUCUCCGGGGCAUCUAGCAAAAAAGGAAUUAAAAUCCCUGAACAGUGAAGUCUUGUGUCCAGGUUUAAUAAACAGCCCCGCCCUACCAACUCAUGCCAGUUUUGUAGUUGUGACAACUUCUUCUCCUACUGCUAACACUGCAGAUACCAUCCUGCGGUCCCUUACAGACGCUGUCCCACUUUCUGUUCUAAUAUUAGGACUGCUCAUUGUGUUUAUAACUAUUGUAUUUUGCGCGGCAGGAAUAGUUGUUCUUGUUCUGCACCGGCGACGAAGGUGCAAAAAGAAGCAGGUGGAUGAGCAAAUGAGGGACAGUAGCCCAGUUCGCUUGCAGUACAGCAUGUACGGGCAUAAGACAACACAUCACACGACGGAGCACCCAGCUGCUACUCUCUAUGAGCAACGUAUGGUCACCCCCAUGGUGCAGGUCUACCGAAGCCCGUCCUUCAGCCCCAAGCACACUGAGCAACAACAGCAGGAGGGAAGUGAGAAGGAUGCUAACGAUUGCAAAUAUCUUCGCCGAAGUCUCCUGGAAAGAGAGAACAGUUCACCACUUACAGGUCCAAAUGUCAAAUAUAAGGCUACAGAUCAAUCUGCUGAAUUUCUGUCUUUUCAGGAUGCUAGCUGCUUGUAUAGAAACAUUCUUGAAAAAGAGAGAGAACUCCAGCAACUAGGGAUCACAGAGUACCUAAGAAAAAAUAUUGUCCAGCUCCAGCCUGACAUGGAAGUUCAUUAUCCUGGAGCACAUGAAGAGCUGAAGCUAAUGGAGACACUCAUGUACUCCAGGCCAAGAAAGGUUUUUCUAGAACAAACUAAAAAUGAGUAUUUUGAACUCAAGGCUAACUUACAUGCUGAGCCUGACUACCUGGAAGUCCUGGAACAACAAACAUGAGGUGAUAAUAUUUUGGGCUGGGGCCGAAUUUCCGUAAUUUUAUUUUAAGUUGGAACCAUUGUAAAUAAAAGUGCCUUACAUGUCAACAGUCAGAACUUAAGCACAGCAGUAAUCCUAGCAAAGAAAAACUCAGGGAUCACUGUGGGAAGCCAUGGGACUGUGUGCAGGCAAUAUGUCUCACCCCAAAUAAAACAUGGAUUUAUGUGAUUGAAAUGUGGGAGGAAGAUUGCUUAUUGCAAUAUUCCUUAUAACUUAAAAAGAUGUGUAUGGCAUUCCAUUCUGUACCCAAUCUAUGGGAAAAUAUUCAUUACCUUUACUUUUUCUUUUUUUUUUUUUACCCUGCAUUUAAUUACAUUCCUUAAAAAAAUACCCCAAAACCCUCAAUACUUGUGUUUGUAUUUAUAUGGUUAGAGUGUAUUUGUUAGGUUACUACAUGCACUGCAUACAUGACCAGUCUACAACUACACCUAAAAUACCCUUAUAAUAAAUAUGAAAAGAGUUGAAAUGUUUUCAUACUAAAUGUCAAUUAAAAAGAAAAAGAUAAAAUAUUUUUGUGUGUGCACCCAGAGCCUGCAAAUAUUUAAGUAUUUUACACAGAACUUCAUCACGUGCAUUCUGUAUCGUAUGUGGAAGGAAAAAUAUGUAAUUAUGUUUACCCAAUAUCUUCAAUGAAGAAAAAGCAAGCCUUUUGCUACUUUCCCUAUCUGAUAGCUUUACCUAAGUUUGGACAAUCUUUUCUUGAGCUGCUGCUAUAAAAUAUUGUGCAUCACUGGUGUUUCAACUCAUAAUCCUGGGCAAUUGGAAAGGCUACUGAGAAUCAGUUGUAAAUAUGUUACUGUGUUUAUUAACUUUGAUUUUUUUAUAUAUAUACACAUGUAUAUAAAUAACUUCUGUGCUGGUUUAAAUAUUCUUGGAGAAAAUGAGUUUGCUGUGGCUAGAACUUCCAAGUGCAAAUACAGGUCCUUUCCCACCCUACCCAAAAGCAACACUCAGACAGAAUAACUGCAACAAUACACACAUGAGGAAGAAUAAUAGUGUUUAGUUCUUUGCACAAAAAUAUAUUUUCUGAAAUUAGAAGAAAAUAAAGUGUUGUGGGGAAAAUAGGUUAAAGAAAACAUAGAACACUGCAGGUUUAUUUUUUCAGUGAAUUCUUGCUAGAUUUAUAUUUACUAUUUAUUCUGUAUAAUUUUGUAUUUUUUUUUUUCCAACUCACAAGAAAAGAAAAAGCUUAUUCCUGGAGGCUUUUCAAGUUAGUCAAGCAACUUUUCCCUAUUAAUGAAAAGGAAAUAAAGAUUUUUUAAAAAUGUGUUUUUCUUAAAGGUCACUUUUUAAAGAAGGCAACAACUUCUGCAUGCAUGCACAAGUUUAAAACUAUUUGGGAAUUAAACACAAUGCUUCUCACUUUUGUCAUGGGGACAGAAGCAUCUUAUCCUGAGUGCAGUAAGGCCAUUCAAUGGCAACUCUGUGCAUGAUUGACAUGGUGCCAAAAGAAAAUUUCUGACCUGCAUUUAUCUUCCUCUGAGCAAAUCUUUUGUAAAAUGACUAUGCAUGAUUCUUUUUUCUAAUUCCUAAUUGUAAAGUGAAAGAUCAGCUUUAUUACUACAUGUCUACAUAUGUAUGCUAAAUUUAGCAUUACAGUCUUGAUAAAGUAAAAAGAUAUAUCCUUUAUUUCAUAUUACUGUUCAUGUCUUACCUGUUUGUAUAUAUGAAUGUGAGUACUUCAUAGUCUUUGUACAUAAAUUUCUGACAGACAAAUUUCCUACAUGACAAAUGGAAGUCAGAUUCUCAGUUCUUUCAAAUUUGCAAGAUAUAACAACUUUCAUGGUGCUAUGCUAAUUUCUACAAUUUGAGGAUCUGACUAUAUGUUGUCUCUUGGUUUACAAAAACCAAAAUUUCAGUUAUUAGAGAAUAAGUAUUAUUUCCUCUUUCUAUAUAUGAGAAUAAGUUAUUCAGAAAGCCUGUCUAUAUUGCAGGAUUAGGAAGAGAAAAUGUGGUGGUCACAUGUUCGUUUCAUUGUUAUCUUUAUUCCGGACAAGUAGAGACAAUGCUAAGUAUUACCUGUGCAGGUAAGGGUGAGACAAGGGAAAAUGCAGCUACAAUAAAUUUGCAUUAACUUAGUUAUCUAGUGUUAUUUUAGAUGUACUUGAAUUUACAGACCUGACAUAGAACCUAUGGAAACCCAUAUUUGGAUCUGGAUGAGCAGUUGGAGCCCAGGUGGGAUGGCUUAGAGCAUCCAAAUGACACUAGAUGUCUCUAUUUAAGUAAAUUAGUUUCACAGAGCAGAAAAAAUUCCAAAUAAAUUUGUUAUUUUUCAUAUUUAGGAUAGAAUGAAUAAUUGAAUUUAUUCAGUGGUGGUAAUACUAGAAAGCCUUGAAUACUGAAUAAGACCCAUUAAAUUGCACUUUUUCAAAUUCCCAGAGAUCUCAAAUUAGUGUAGAGGAAAAAAAAAGAAUAAAAGUAUAAAUGCUACUUGAUAACGGAGUUUAUUUUUUCAGUGUCUUUCAUUUCAGUAGUUAUUUCCAAACAAAAAAUGGGUGCAAAAAUAACACCCUACAAUUGGCAAGAUGCAGGGAAAUGAUGAUUCAAGCCCUCAGGCUUAGAUUUAAGAGAAAUAGCUUCAGACUAAAGACAAUUGCCACAUGCACAGAUGUCACUUUGCUUAGCUGCUAACAGUUACUUGGCAGAGUGUUGAGGACAACUGUGUGGCAAAACAUUCUUCUUUGUUGCAGUCUUAAAGCAUCAGAAAGAAGAGUGAGCUAAAUUAAUGUCAAAGCAAGUCCGUUACACAGCUGUAUCAGAGCAUCGCUCAGUAGGAUUAAAGAGACCUUUACCGUUCAGCUUUCCUUCAGCAGGGAAUUUCAUGCCUUUCAUCACAUAAGGGCAACUGUGCUCUGUGGCAGUCUGUAACACCACAAGUGGUUUGGCAGUAUUCAGGAAUCACUAGAAUGUGGCUCUCUGUCCACUUUCCUACCAUCAGUCCCUAGUGGACUGCCAUGUAAUGAGCGUUUGUAUAACGAGGAGAGAAGAGUCUGCACAUAGCCUUACAUUCAUACAGUGAUUUUUCUAGCUAUGAGGAAACUUUAUAUUGCAAUAAGAAAAAAGGACAAAAAUCUGAGCUUAUAUGAUUAUUCUUCAGUGGAAGAAAAUCAGUUAUCUGCUGACAAAAAUAAAAUUGAUAUAAGAAAGGCCUCACAUAAGAAAGAAGGAUGGAAUAUCUCUUUCUGAAAGUUCCUUGACACUUUUUCAUGAUAAAAAUUAGAAAUUUGUACAUAAUAUUACUAAUGUUUGCAGAAAGUUGGGAAAGGUAUUCAGAACUUUCCUUGUGAAAACCAUACACCUUUUUUUUUUAAUUUUAUUUUUUUCCCCUCCCAGUGACAGGUACAGUUAAGUGGUUUGAUACAUUUUACUUAGAUAGAAUAAUGGAGGUUGGAAGGCAAAGCAUGUUUGACAGUCUGCAACAAAGUGGAUCCAUUUUUCUCCUGUCAACAUGAUAGUUUAAUUGAGUGCGAGAACAGUGCUUCGUCAAGCACACUGCUGUAAGUGGCAGCUAUGUUAUUGUUGCUAGGGCACCUCGAGGUAACCAACACUACCAUUUUUCACCGCACAAUUCAGUGAAGAAAAUAUAUUAAGUAACACUACAGGCCCGUUUCCUAAAUAAACAUAUUAAAACAAUUUAUUGCACUUCCUUUUUUUAAGUUGUUUUUAUCAAAUUUGUAAACACAAAUGUAUUUCUCUUUCUUUUUCUUCCUGCUACAGUUAAUUUUCAUACAGAGUUUUAGUACUGAUACAUGUUUAUAUUGUCUGCAAGUGAUGUCUCUCCAAGCUUCUGAACAGAAAUAAACCCCAACAUCACACCCCAAAAUCCCUAUCCAACAAAACCUCUAAAUGCACACAUCAAUUAAGGUAUUUGCUUAUUGAGAAAUGGUCUAAUAUUUUUACAGAUUUUUAUCUAUUAGAAUGACAGAUCAACCUUUCUGUAUUUAUAUUUUAGACUUAAAAUUAGUUCAUAUUUAUUGGCAGUGAUGUGUCAAACCUAGCAAAUUGGAAGCCAAAACCUUUUAGCACACAGUCAUUGUUUCUCUGAUUGCAAUCUGAGGUUCAGGUUUUGCCUCUCUUUGCGUGACCAAAAUGUUGCUUGUUUGAUCCCAAACAGAAUAUGUAUGCCAUGUUCCACUUACCUACAUAGACAUUACUAGUUUUGUAGUACGCUAAACUGAAAAAAAAGUUUGACCAGGAUGGGAAAUCAUCUUAAAAAGUACGAUUUCUGUGUUGAUAAGAAAGGGUAUUUAUCAAUAAUAAGACAUUAUUUCACAGGAUAAAAUAAUAGUGGCAAGGGGAAAAUGGAGAUGGAAUCUCAAAGUCAUCAUCAGAAUGGAUUCUAGAUUAUCAGUCUGAGGAUGCCAUUGCCUACAACAAUAUACUUUAUCAGCUGCACCGAAACAAUCUGCAAGUUUCAUAUAGGAAUACUGAAAUCGUCAUGAGAUUAAAAAAACCCAAUCAAACACUUGCCUCAAUUCAAAAGAUCAACUGAGAAGUUUUGCUAAGACUGGCACAUUUGCCUUAUCCUGUGCUCCCUAACACAGAACACCUGCAUUUCUAUUAAUGAACUGGGGGCUCAUCCAUAGACAGCCCUCUGACGUCAUAACCUACUGCUGAAAUUGAAAUUAUUCCUUGGAGAAGUGUAUGUAUUUUGCAGUGUAUGUAUUGCCUUCAGUAAUCAGUUCCUCUGAGACUUGGUGAUCGGUGCACCCUCUGGGAUGUGAGACAGGAAAGAUGAUCUUGUAUCAUAAGUCAAAAGACUGUCUUUUUUUUUUAUUAUUUUCUGAAGCUUAUGAUAUUAUUGAUGUUUGAGGAGCUACUAUGAAAUGUUUUUGUUCCUUGAAACACAAGUGAACUGUAGCUGGAACCAAUAUGGGGAAGAUAAUUGCCAUACUGAAAAGAUAAAGCAUGGUGUUUUCUUUCUUGCACAUCUCCUAACAGUCAGCUUUGUUUUUUUGACAAAUUCUAAAGAGCCACAGUCUAAUGGAAAGCAGUUAACCUUGAGGAAUAAAAUAAAAGGCCAGAUGCUGUUCAGCUCUAUGAAAGCAG